UAUUUUCAGUAUUGGCAGUGAAUAUCGGAACGCAGCCAUAUUUACGGAUCGAUCGGGGGUUAUUGGCAGGUUAUCAUGCCUUGAGUCGAUAAGUCACAACACCUUAUCAGGUGUCUGCAAGUUGUGUGACAAUGUAUAAAGUGUAAUAUGUAAUAAGUAUAACGAUAAAUAAUAAUUUUAGUCACAAGAUAUGACUCCAACAUGUCAAAAUUAUGAGUAUAUUUGAACGGACUCGAGGACACAAACGAAAAUGGUAAAGAUACAGUGGUCCUUGGCGAAGGCGCCAAGUGUUCUUAGGGUUAGUUUAAAACAGAAGUGGUGGCAGCUUCAAAUUGUCUUCAAAUCUUUGUUCUAUAAUGACUUCCUCAACUGGAGUUAUGCUUGUGAUAUUCUUAUGGAACCCAUGUUCUGGUUUGUUGAAAACUUCACUUCCUUUUUGGGUCCGGUGUUCGUGAUAAUGGUAAGCCUACUGACUGUCAGUAUUGUCUAUAUCGCGUAUUAUCUGGGUCUACCAUGGUGGUGGGAUCGGAGUCCAUUGAUGACGAUAAUCCUAUUGCUAAUUGGAAACUGGCUGCUGGUUAAUGUCUGUUUUCAUUAUUAUAUGGGUGUGGCUGUGCCGGCGGGUAAUCCGCCGCAGGGAGGUCUUAUCCCAGAAGCUGUAAGCAUCUGCAAAAAAUGCAUCAAGCCGAAACCACCCAGAACACAUCAUUGUUCUGUCUGCAAUAAAUGCAUCCUCAAGAUGGAUCAUCAUUGUCCAUGGCUAAACAAUUGCGUCGGACACUAUAAUCAUCGGCAUUUUUUCCUGUAUAUGGUUUACACAGUAGUCGGCGUUACAUUCGUCAUGGUAUUUGGUGUGCGACUCGCCUACGAAGAAUUCUUCCCUGAUCAGGAACCAGAAUUGGACGGUCAUCCAGUGCGUCUCAAUAAUUCCGAAAUAAUACCGAUGACGGAGUCAUUGGAUCACUUAAGCGAGGAGGAAUUGGCGGAAAUAGCAAGGCAGGCGGCAGAAACCAAAUCCAAAGAAUGGCGACAAAGACUGAUAAUUUUCGCUGGUCUGAUCUGCGUUGCUACAUUUGCAGCCCUAGGUGCCUUGGCUUGCUGGCACGCAGGUCUUAUUACCCGAGGAGAGACAAGCAUUGAAGCGCAUAUCAAUAGUGCGGAGUCAAAGAAAUAUCGAGCCCAGGGCAAAUUCUAUCAGAAUCCUUAUGACUUCGGGCCAAGAGAAAACUGGAGAUUGUUCUUAGGAACAAAAAAUAGAAAUUGGUGGUAUAUCUUAUUCCCAUCAACGCAUGGCCCUUAUGGCGACGGACUUACGUGGCGAACUAUUCACGAUAGUAAGAUCUCUUGAUUUUUGAAAUUCGGAAAAUCAACAUCAGUUUCACAUUCUAUAAUUUUUGCGAUUUCUCUAUUCUUAUUCCAAUAUUCUAGUCAGAACUGCAGUGUGUUCAUUUGUACUACCAUAGUUAAUUGAAAAAAUGGUGUAUGUACAAUUAGCUGAUCACAAUUUUCAAUAAUUUGUCAAUAGGCAAUAAUUGGAGCACAAGUUAUAUCAACUUCUCUGAAAUUGCAAAAUCAUUCUUAUACAAAAAAACUAAUAUAAAAUGAAAAAA
Pogonomyrmex barbatus (red harvester ant) is the source of this 1610-nucleotide messenger RNA. Its product is annotated as palmitoyltransferase ZDHHC16A. Gene Ontology annotation, molecular function: palmitoyltransferase activity. Lineage: Eukaryota; Metazoa; Arthropoda; Insecta; Hymenoptera; Formicidae. The record is from RefSeq and is a predicted model, not a curated record.